Molecule: messenger RNA, 1325 nt
Organism: Paramecium tetraurelia
Lineage: Eukaryota; Ciliophora; Oligohymenophorea; Peniculida; Parameciidae
Exons: 3
Biological process (GO): tRNA modification
Cellular component (GO): mitochondrion
Molecular function (GO): tRNA dimethylallyltransferase activity
Source: RefSeq, a predicted model, not a curated record
AUGAAUAAUAAUGGUUUGAUUGUUUAUAUCAUUGGUACUACAGCAGCAGGAAAGACUAAUUUAUCUUUGAAUUUAGGAAUAGACAAUUAUGAGAUAAUCUCUUGUGAUUCAAUGUAAAUUUACAAGGAAGCUAAUAUCAUGACUGCUAAAGCUACUGCUGCAGAACAAGCAAUAAAAAAGCAUCAUGGAAUUGAUUUGCUAGAUUUAGAAUCUGAAGGAUUUAAUCGCAAAUAAUGGAAGAAUAUGGCCAUCCAAAAAAUAGAAGAAUUACAAUCAAGGGGGAAAAUUCCUGUUUUGGUAGGAGGAACACAUUAUUACAUAGAAUCGAUAUUAUUUAAUUAAGAAAAUGAAGAGAAGUAAAUUAUACAAGCAGCUGAAUUGAAUUUAAAUGGCAAGGAACCUUAUGAAUAUUUAAAAGAGAUAGAUCCUCUGGCUGCUGAAAAAUUUCAUUCCCAAACGAUCUUAGAAGAAUAAAUAACUCUAUAAAAUAUUACUAAAAUACAGGAUAAUUGCCAUCUGAAUAAAUAGAUCAUCAUUCUGAUGAAUGUAAAUUAAGAAGUAAUAACUUCCUAAUACUUUGGCCUAAAUGGAAGAAAAGUGAAGAUUUAAAGAAGAAAGUAACUGAAAGAAUACAUGAAAUGCUUGAUUAAGGAGGGACAGAAGAAAUAUUAAGAAUAUUUGAAAGAUUAGGUAAUAAUCAAAACGCGGUUGGUGGAAUAUUAUAAAGUAUUGGAUAUAAAUAAUUUGAAAAAGUGGUUGUAAUUUCCAAAUGUUGAUGAUAAAUUUCGAGAGUUACUAAAUGAAGGGGCAGAAAAAUUAAUUAAUGAUACGAUGGCAUACACAAAAAAAUAACAAUAAUGGAUCAAAAAUAGAAUUCUAUGCAAUUCAAAAAUAGAUAUUAUUGCAAAUAGAUUAUUUUUAUUGGAAUUUGAAUCAACUCAGACAUUUAAAUAAUAAGUAGUGAAUCAAGCAGAGAAAAUAUAUAAUUUGUUUUGUUAAUUAUUUUAACAGGGCCAAUUAGAGGAUGAGUAAUUUAAAAUUAGUGCAUAAAAUCUGGAAAAUAUCGCAAUAAUAUCUCCUGAGAAGAUUGAAAAAUAUAAAGCCACUUAAAAAUUAAAAUAACGAAACAAUUGGAAAAAAUAGGAGUGCCAAUUGUGCAAUAAAAAGAUGAAUGGACCAUAUGAGAUAGAAUAGCAUUUUAAAUCCCGUUAUCAUAGAAUUAAUCUUUUGAAAGAAGCCUAAUUGUAGAAGAAAAAAUAGAAAAUAGAUUGAUUGAUUGUUAUUAUGAUAAAGCAUAUUUUAUCUUUACAUAAAUAGUAGGAAAA